This is a messenger RNA of Erythranthe guttata (spotted monkey flower), 2478 nucleotides long. The record is from RefSeq and is a predicted model, not a curated record. NCBI's taxonomy places the organism in Eukaryota, Viridiplantae, Streptophyta, Magnoliopsida, Lamiales, Phrymaceae.
AUGAAUAUGGCCAUCAGUCAAGGACAUGAGAUUAGGCGACAGUCUUACCACGAGGGCCGACAAUAUUUGACUUGUAAAAGAGCCUAUAAGAGACGAGAAAAAAAUGCAGAGGUCAAAACAAGCCGGAAGUCCGGUUCAAUAAAGUGUAAAUGCCCUUUUGCGCUAUGGGGUAAAGAGGGUCGUGAUGGAUUAUGGCGCCUUACCAUCAAAGAUGGCAAUCACAAUCAUUUUCCUCAUAAAUAUCCACAAGGACUACGUUCGCUAAGUCGCCUGAGUGAAGAGCAACGAGAAGUGACAAAGAUACUGAAAAAGAGCCAUGUGAAGCCGAAGGAAAUUUUGCAUCAUCUGAGAGAGAUGAAUCCGGAUACGGCUGCGGCCUUGAGAGACGUGUACAAUGAAUCACAGAGAAUUAGACGAGAGGAAAUGAAAGGAAAAAAAAUAAUACAACAUCUGUGGCACGAACUAAGUGAGAGUGGAUACAGCAAAUGGCAUCGAACAAAUCCAGCUGGUGAUGCAGUGCAAGACGUUAUGUUUGCGCACCCUGAUUCAAUAAAGCUUUUGCAGUUAUUUCCAUACGUCAUCCUGAUGGAUUGCACGUACAAGACUAACAGAUAUGAAAUGCCUCUUUUGGAGAUCAUUGGGGUUACUCCCGUGGGAAGGAACUUCACUAUUGCCGUUGCUUUUAUGUCACGUGAAGAUGAGGACACUUAUGCAUGGACAUUGCGAUGUUUGCGAGACAUAUUACCAAUCGGGAUAGAACCAGAAAUGAUACUGACAGAUCGUGAGUUGGACCUACUGAAAGCAUUGCCAAACGUGUUUCCACAUUCGUAUCACAUGUUAUGUUUAUAUCACAUAAACAGAAACGUUGAGGCAAACACGUCAAAAUUCUUGGGUAACACCAAGUUGGGUGUACUGUUCCGGAGGACGGUGUGGGCAAAAUUAGUCGAAUCUGAGACUGAGGAAGAAUACGGAUGCAACUAUAGAGAGAUAAUUAGUUUGUACGGGCACUAUCCGAAGUUGAUAACUUACAUCAAUGAAACGUGGUUGAUUUAUAAGGAGAGAUUUGUUAAGUGUUGGACCAACAACAUCGUUCAUUUCGGUAACACGACAACUAACAGGGUAGAGAGUGCACAUCGUGCAUCGAAGCGUUGGAUCAAAACAUCGACUGGAGCUAUGGAUACAGUUCAAAAUGCACUAGAUGCGCAAGUUGACCUUCAAAUUAAUGAAUUGAAGGUGAAAAACGAGAGCAGUAGAACAGUCAGGAUGAACAGUACUUCACUGCCGUGCUUCGGUGCUUUGGUAUGUAACGUAUCACACAAAGCACUGGACCUGUUGGAUAAAGAGUACGAAAAGUUGGAAGAGAAUCCGGAUAGUUGCAACUGUUACCUAAGCCGAACCCACGGCCUCCCGUGUGCGUGUAUGAUUGCAGUUAAAAUUGCUGAGGGGGAUACUUUUUAUCCGCAACAGUUACAUCCAUUCUGGAGAACGUUGGUUGUCGAGCCGAAGUCGGAUCCAUGGGAGGACGAGGAGGAACCGUUUGAUCGCACAGUUGCAAUUAAGAAAGUUCUUCUCGAUGAGUUCGAGAAGUUAUCAAACAAAGAUUACAUGUCCCUAAAAAAUGCGGCCGACUAUUUACGGGACCUAAAUAAUCUUUCUUCAACGCAUUUACAAGAGCCGUCAUUUGUGAAGGCCAAGGGACGACCUAAGAAUAACUCAACGAAGAGGAACUUGUCCGGAUAUGAGCACAUGAUGAAUCGGAAAUCCGAAGUUAAAUCUUCUUCGGGCUCUAAGGGUCGCAAAACCCCGACCGAAGGGACGCCAGAGUCAAAACUUAAAGCUGGUACGCCAGAGUCAAAGGUUAAAUCGACGGAAGAAUCAGUUGUUACUGCCGGGGACCGGGUCAAUUUCUUUUCAUUCCUUCCUCCGUUUCUCGCACAGUCCGUAGCCUCAUAUGUUAAUGUGAGGGCCGAUGGAAAUUGUGGCUACCGGUGCAUAGCCGAAGUUGUUUACGUCAGUCAAGAGAGAUGGCCACAAGUCAUAACUGACUUGGUUGAGGAGUUUAUGGAGCGUUACAAUCUAUAUGCUACUAUUUACGGUGGGGAUGAGGGGGGUCGCAAUACAGUCGCUAAUUAUAUCUUGACAUGCAGUCAUGAGAGCGGACCGGCGCCACGGACGAAAUGGAUGUCAACAGAUAUGGGGUUGGCGAUCGCUACAAGAUACAACACAAUAGUAUUAAUAUUCACUGAACAGGGUAGCAUCACUUAUCUACCACUAGUUGGGAACCCCGCGUUAUCACGUAUUAUUCCUAUGUCGCUACAUAACGAUCAUUUUAUGAUCAUACGAGUACCGGUUUCAUGCCCUCUUCCUCGUCUCCAUCCUCAGUGGAGGUAUUUUGCAGCUCCCAAUUUACUACCUCUACGAGAUUUUUACGCGGAUCGACUUGCUUUUUGGACGACGUUGACUUCUAGGCAUAGGUAG